Molecule: messenger RNA, 2140 nt
Organism: Aspergillus ruber CBS 135680
Lineage: Eukaryota; Fungi; Ascomycota; Eurotiomycetes; Eurotiales; Aspergillaceae
Gene: abd1
Product: mRNA (guanine-N7)-methyltransferase
Exons: 4
Coding region: 104-2095 (663 amino acids)
Biological process (GO): 7-methylguanosine mRNA capping
Cellular component (GO): nucleus
Molecular function (GO): mRNA 5'-cap (guanine-N7-)-methyltransferase activity
Source: RefSeq, a predicted model, not a curated record
GAAUCUAGGGAAGGGAACCAUCAGUGAAUGAGCUUUGUCUUCACAAUGAGCCAUGUAUUAUCACCAUCCUCCUCAUCCUCAUAUAACCCCUCUAAACCACAACAUGAGCGACGGCCGGCGAGUGUCAGGAGGCGCCAUGUACGAUCCCGCCCGCGACGCCUGGGCUGACCGCGACGCCUGGGCUGACCGCGACGCCGACGCGGGCUCUUGGCCUCAGCGCCGCAGUGUGGACCAGCAGGCCCAGUCGCACUCGCCGCCAGCGCCAGCACAAGCUCCUCGUCCUGUUUCUCCGGUGCAUGCUGUGCCUAUUCCUAGUCCUGGACUGUCUUCCUAUGACAUAGGACCGCCUGUGACACCAGCUGCGCAAGAAAUCUCUACUGCUGUGCCAAAACAGCCACCGCAUCGUCACGUCUCUACGGAACAAACAGGAACCCCGGAACCCGAUAAAGAUAUCACUCAGUCCUCCAAGCCUACCAAGAAGAAAGGAAAACGUCCAGCUACCAAAGCAAUGGACAGUCCCGACGCCUCUAGACCGGCCUCCGAAGCCACCGACUUCAUCGCCAGCCCAUCCGACCCAAACGGCGACAAGAAGAGAAAGCUAGGUGAAGAAAAAUCAGAGGACCCAAAACCAGGCUCAGACCGCCCAGUAUCCAAGCGCAAGCGUCUCGAAGAACGACACCAGAAGCUACGCAAACGUGGCCGGACACCACCCUCUGCUUACGCACGACGCGAUGCGGACGAGAACUCGGCCCGCAGUCGUGAUACCCCGAAAGAUCGCUCGCCUUCGCCGCCUCCGAGAGCGCCUACCCCUGAAGCGCAAGCGCGGCAGCGUAAGAGGCCGGGUGGUGGUGCGAGGAUGGGGCUUGUUGAUCGUGAGACGAUGCGGCGGCGACAGGAGGAGCGUGAGCGUGCUCAAGAGCAGGAUGCUUUGCGGACGUCUCAUGAUCGUGGGAUGGCAGAUGUUGUCCGUCAGCAUUACAAUACGGUGCCGCAGCGAGGAAAGGAAUGGCGGAAGACGGAGAGUAAGAUUAAGGGUCUGCGGAGCUUCAACAACUGGAUCAAGAGUACUUUAAUCCAGAAGUUCUCUCCGGACGAAGAGUUUAUAUCACGUUACAAUGAUGCCAAAGACUGGGCGGAAGGCACCGGGCCAAUGCCAAUGGAUGAAAAACGUCUUCUAGUGGUCGACUUGGGCUGCGGCAAAGGAGGCGAUUUGGGCAAAUGGCAGCAGGCCCCGCAGCCAGUGGACCUCUACGUUGGUCUUGACCCAGCGGAUAUUUCUGUUGAGCAGGCUCGUGACCGUUACAAUUCGAUGAGGAAUGGCCGCGGUCCGCGUGGACGUCGCGGCCCACUGUUUCAUGGCGAGUUCAUUCCCAAAGACUGCUUCGGGGAGUACCUGGGCGAUAUCCCCAUUAUCCAGCAGGUUGGCAUUGAUCCAAACGCAGGCCCAGGAGGUUCGGUCAUGAGCUCGCGAUGGGGCGGCGGUGGUUUCGACGUAGUCGCAUCAAUGUUCGCGAUCCACUACGCAUUCGAGAGCGAAGAAAAAGCGCGCCAGAUGCUUCGCAACGUCGCCGGGUUGUUGAGAAAGGGUGGUCGGUUCUUGGGCGUGUGUCCCAAUUCGGACGUCAUCAGCACACAGGUGGCCCGAUACAACACGAAGCGCAAGGAUCGUGAAGCAGACAAGCAGGAGAAACCAGAAGACCCUGAAGAUGGCGAGGUGGAAGAGGAUGACAACAAACCGGCGUGGGGAAACAGUAUAUACCAAGUCCGAUUUCCUGGCCCUGCGCCUGAUGAUGGUGUCUUCCGGCCGCCGUUUGGAUGGAGAUACACUUAUUUCAUGGAAGAAGCGGUGGAGGGGAUUCCGGAAUACGUUGUGCCUUGGGAAGCUUUUCGAGCUCUGACCGAGGAUUACAACCUCGAACUCUCCUACCGCAAGCCAUUCCUAGACAUCUGGAAGGACGAACAGAACGAUCCUGAAUUGAGACCACUCAGCGAACGCAUGGGAGUGCGGGAUCGAGAAACUGGUGCUCUGCUGAUGACGGAGGAGGAGAAGGAAGCAGCUAGUUUUUAUCACGCAUUCUGCUUCUACAAGGUUUAGCCCCAGCAUGUUGAUAGACAAUCGAGUACUAUAUCAAGUUUGGCC